Molecule: messenger RNA, 1511 nt
Organism: Spodoptera exigua (beet armyworm)
Lineage: Eukaryota; Metazoa; Arthropoda; Insecta; Lepidoptera; Noctuidae
Source: the annotation of a GenBank genome assembly
UGGAUUACCAAAUAACUAAUCUGGUUUCCAUUUGCCUUUAUCGAUGUGUCAAUAACAUCGAAAAAACAUCAGUUUAGUUGAUGUGGAUUGUGGAAGUCGGCCACAAGUUUUGCUAGGAAGUUAUAAAAUUCCCUAUUACAAAAUGGAUGAUUUUCUAAAAAUUGAGAAAAUCGGUGAAGGUACUUAUGGUGUUGUGUACAAAGGGAAAAACAAAAUAACUGGGCAGUUUGUGGCCAUGAAGAAAAUUCGCUUGGAGUCUGAAGACGAAGGCAUUCCUUCGACAGCCAUCAGGGAGAUUUCGCUACUAAAAGAGCUGAACCACCCAAACAUAGUGAAAUUAGAAGAUGUACUUAUGGAGGAAAGCCGCCUGUAUCUCAUAUUCGAGUUCCUCUCCAUGGACUUGAAGAAAUACAUGGACUCUCUUGGAUCGGGGAAAUUUAUGGACCCAACAGUUGUGAAGAGCUACUUGUACCAGAUCAACAAUGCCAUCCUCUACUGUCACCAGAGGAGGAUCCUACAUCGGGAUCUCAAACCUCAGAACUUACUCAUUGAUAAGACUGGAAUUAUUAAGGUAGCUGACUUUGGUCUGGGGCGAGCCUUUGGAGUGCCAGUGCGUGUGUACACACAUGAGGUGGUCACUCUCUGGUACAGAGCUCCUGAAGUCUUACUCGGCAGUCAGAGAUAUUCAUGUCCAAUAGACAUGUGGUCAGUAGGCUGCAUCUUCUCAGAGAUGUCCUCAAAGAAACCUCUCUUCCAAGGAGAUUCAGAGAUUGAUCAACUUUUCCGUAUAUUCAGAAUGCUCCGUACUCCCACUGAAGAUAUCUGGCCGGGUGUGUCUUCACUGCCAGACUACAAGCCCACAUUCCCCAACUGGACUUCAUUCAACCUGCAUAAUCAUGUGCAAAACUUAGACGAAGUGGGUAUGGACCUGCUGCAAAAGAUGUUAGUGUAUGACCCGGUGAAGCGCAUCUCGGCGAAGGACGCACGCAGACACCGAUACUUCCGCGACGUGAACCUCCCGCCCGGUCUCAAGCACCACUCCGCCUACAUUCGCUACCAACCUGACUCCCAAGAAGAUGAAUGCAACGUCCAGAGCGUAUAGUACAUGAUAUAUCGAUAAGGACAUCAGUUGCGCUUCACAUGCGCUUCGCAGUCAGGUUGCGCAAUAAAUAGUGAUGCGCAACAUCCCAAAAGUCAUAUUUAAUCUUGGAUUCCAAAUAAUGUCUCCAAGUUAAAGUUAAAUAUAUUCGGUAUUGUGCAUCGCUAUGCCCAUUAGCGACAGUUUGGACCAUGUUUGCAGUCUACGAUUGCUGAAGGCCCGUCUUAAAAAACAACAGAUUUAUUUAUUUAUCUUAAUCAUCUUCAGUGCAUAUUUAUUAAUUAUAUUUAUUUUGUCUUAGUAUUCAUAAACUUUGCCAUUCUAUCAUACCAAAGUCAUAGACUGUUUUCUUCAGAAAGAUUUCUUCUUCUACUUCUACACAGAACCCAAUUGAAGAGUUUUGCGUAAUAAU